Messenger RNA from Frieseomelitta varia, 2094 nucleotides. RefSeq names its product inhibitor of growth protein 3 (gene Ing3). Gene Ontology annotation, biological process: regulation of DNA-templated transcription. Gene Ontology annotation, cellular component: NuA4 histone acetyltransferase complex. The transcript has 6 exons. The coding region runs from base 187 to 1314 and encodes 375 amino acids. The record is from RefSeq and is a predicted model, not a curated record. Lineage: Eukaryota; Metazoa; Arthropoda; Insecta; Hymenoptera; Apidae.
AAACGUUUCUUAAAGCGAAUAUCUCAAUAGAUACUGCAUUAUUAUGUAUAAUCGUUUAAAUGUUGCCUUUUAUUUCACUAUUCGAAUGAAAUAUCUCAUAAUAGGAGCAAUUACUUGACAUACUGUUCUCUGUAAAUUGGAGUGAUCGAGCAUCUACCACAAGAAUUAAGAGACCGGUUUACAGAAAUGAGAGAAAUGGACUUAGGUGUACAGAAUUCAAUGGACAGUUUAGAAAAAAAAGUAAAGAUUUUCUUUGCAAAUGCAAAGAAGAUGAAACCUAGUGAAAAGGAAGCAGAAUAUGAAGCCAUUAGAAGAGAGUAUUACAAAACUCUAGAAGAUGCCGAUGAGAAAGUGCAUUUAGCUAAUCAGAUGUAUGAUUUAGUAGAUAGAUAUUUGAGAAGAUUAGACCAGGAAUUGCACAAAUUUAAAAUGGAACUAGAAGCAGAUAAUAAAGGUAUUACCGAAAUACUGGAAAAAAGGUCAUUGGAACUAGAUCAACCACCUACGAAUAGUAGUCAAAAAGAGAAUCGGUAUAGUUUUACAACAUCCAGUAGGUCACGAGACAAUCAUAGUCAUUCUCGAACAGAAAAAAGGAGAGAUUCAAACGCAUCAUCGACAUCAAUAGAGAAACGCUUAGCUAUAGAAAAAAUUUCUCCAAGUCUUCCUGAAUCACGACCGGCUUCUGCAAAUUCAGGACCAAUUCUUGCUGCAACUAGCGUGCCAUCUACUCCUACAGCAAUUGCAAAUUCCGUUGGUUCUGUGAGUUAUAAUCUCGGUCACAUAGGAGCUGGUGGAAAUGCUAUAGCAGCUGCAGCAUCGCAAGCAAUUGCUGCGACGCAGCAAAUGCAGCAAGGCAGACGUACUGCUAGUUUAAAAGCUAGUUACGAAGCCAUCAACACUGGUGGUGUACACGCAGCCGAAUUUAGUAGAGAAUUAGCUGGCGCUGCCCAGACUGCUAUUGCAGCUAUACAACAGGAAACAACUAAAAAGCAUAAAAAGAAAGUAACAACUGCUGUCCCAAGUUCGAGUGUAGUUGCUGCCUCUGUUCAACAACCUGUAUCACCUCCAGUUAUAACUACAAAUACACAAGUCGUAGAUUCAGAUAAUCCAGAUUGGACUUAUGAUCCAAAUGAACCAAGAUAUUGCAUAUGUAACCAAGUAUCUUAUGGUGAUAUGGUUGCGUGUGACAAUUCAGAUUGUCCGUUUGAAUGGUUUCAUUAUCCAUGUGUUGGUAUCACUGCACCUCCAAAAGGAAAGUGGUACUGUCCUCAAUGUACAUCUUCUAUGAAGAGACGCGGAGGUCGGAAAAACUGAUUGUGCUGUAAUCAGUACAAAUAUAAUGAGAAAAAAUUGAUACUACCUCUUAGGCAUUGUCCGUCAAGUACCAACUUAGUUAGGAAGCUAUUAAUUCUGAUUUUAUAUGAAUUUUUAAAUAUGUUUAAAGUUUAAGUCGUGAUCUUAUCUGGUCUUGAUCUUGUCCCACAAAACUUGAAUUUCUGUUUCUACAGCAGAAAAGGGCAGUUUUUUUACUACAUUUUGUAAACGUAACGAGAGGAUCAGACGGUGCAAAAAAAUUCUGGAUAAAUUCGUUUUACAAGAGAAUUUUUUGCAUACAAGUAUCGCACCACUUGUGCACCACUCUUUACCGCGACCAUAUUAGGUAGUUUCUACGAAUUUACAUUGAAAAGUAAUCUUCUUCUCUGGUAAUACGUAAUUUAUGGACUGAAAUUCCAGAAGUGAUUUUCACUGUGAAUUUUUCAAAAUUUAUGUCUUUAGUUUUCGCAAUAUCGAUCAAUCUUCGUAUAUUUACGUCCUCGUGUUAGUACAGACGUGCUUAGUAUCUCGCUGAAUUGAUGACUAGGCGAGCAAUAACAUUUUAAGUGUUCUACGCUUUUGAGAGAAAGAAAGAGAGAAAGAGAGACAAGAAAGCGUUAAAAGGAAAGAGAAAGAAUGUAUGUGUGCAUGUGUGUAUAUGCAAGAGAGAGAGAGGGGGGGGGGGGGAGAAAGAGAGAACCGACGGUAAAUUGUGAGAAUACUACUUUCAAAUUGAAGGAAUGUAGCAAUUUGAUGUAUAAAUAAAGCGAAUGAUGCAGA